AACAGACGCCAAGAUGAUGAUGAUGCAGAAACCACUGCUGCUGCUGGCUGCUCUGACUCUCUGCUGCUGCAUCACCUCCCUGCACGCUUUUCGCAGGCGGGGGUGUCACUGCAUCCGGACGACCAAAGAGCAAGUCCCUCGAAGGUGCAUCAGGAAGAUUGAGGUGAUCCCUAUUUCGGGAGAAUGUCGCCGGACUGAAAUCCUGAUCACAAGGAGAAACGGCUACACAGUGUGUGUGGACCCGAAAGAGAAGUGGGUCCAGGAGCUGCUCGCAAAACUGUACAGUGAAAACGAGACCUCGAGUGGAACCAGCACUUCAACCGACGCUUAUUCAAAAGGAAACUUCUGAUCACAUCCUGUGGCGUCAUGUGACUCGAGGGAUUAACUGCAUGAGAGUGGAUAUGUGGUCUAAGUUAAAAAAAGGGCAUUUUUCUACUUCACAUUUGUCUAUUUUGCCAUUUUAUCAUCAGAAAAUGUGAUUUGA
Limanda limanda (common dab) is the source of this 484-nucleotide messenger RNA. RefSeq names its product interleukin-8. Gene Ontology annotation, cellular component: extracellular region. Lineage: Eukaryota; Metazoa; Chordata; Actinopteri; Pleuronectiformes; Pleuronectidae. The record is from RefSeq and is a predicted model, not a curated record. Bases 14 to 349 code for a protein of 111 amino acids. The transcript is spliced from 4 exons. Gene Ontology annotation, biological process: neutrophil chemotaxis; inflammatory response; chemokine-mediated signaling pathway. Gene Ontology annotation, molecular function: CXCR chemokine receptor binding; chemokine activity.